AAAGGGAAAAAGCGAGAAUAAUGGGAGAAACUCUGGGACAAGUGCGAAGAAGAUUGUAUUCCAUUCCAUUUUGUUACUCUCAUCAAACCCAAAAACCAAACAAGCCCUAACUAAAUUCGAGUCGGAACAUGGUGGUGGGUUUUCGAACUUCCAUCACCCCCGCCGCCGCCGCCGCCUCCGCCAACGCAAACGCCGCCGUUUCGACCGCUGCUAUCAAAUCAGCUCUCAUCCCAACUCGUCUUCUUCGUCCCUGCAAUUCUUCGAGGAGUUACAUUCACCUGUUUACAGUGUCAUGUGGCUCAAAGUUGUAUCCAGUUAAAGCUAUGGCAGAUGCUGAUACCGUUUCAAUUCCCAUGGCGGACUCUCAAGCCUCUGGCUCUGGUAGGAAACAAGCACUAAUAUCAUUGUCCGACAAGAAGGAUUUGGCUUUCCUUGGUAAUGGACUUCAGGAAUUGGGGUACACAAUUGUUUCAACUGGAGGGACAGCAUCUGCCUUGGAGAAUGCUGGUGUCUCUGUCACCAAGGUGGAACAGCUUACUGGUUUUCCAGAAAUGCUUGAUGGUCGUGUAAAGACAUUGCAUCCUAACAUACAUGGAGGUAUUCUUGCUCGAAGAGACCAAAAGCACCACGUGGAAGCUUUGAUCAAGCAUGGAAUUGGUACCUUUGAUGUAGUGGUGGUGAACUUGUAUCCCUUCUAUGACAAAGUUUCCUCUGCUGGUGGAAUAGCCUUUGAGGAUGGAAUUGAGAACAUUGAUAUCGGUGGUCCUGCCAUGAUUAGAGCUGCUGCAAAGAAUCACAGCGAUGUCUUGGUUGUGGUUGAUUCAAAAGACUAUCCUGAACUCCUAGGAUUUCUUCAACGGAAUCAGGAUGACCAGCAGUUUCGAAGGAAGCUCGCUGCCAAGGCUUUUCAACAUGUUGCUUCUUAUGAUUCUGCAGUUUCAGAGUGGCUGCGGAAGCAGACUAUUGGAGACGAUUUCCCUUCCAGCUUAACGGUGCCUCUCUCGCUCAAAUGUUCACUGCGUUACGGUGAAAAUCCUCAUCAAAAGGCAGCAUUUUAUGUUGAUAAAAGUCUAUCUGAGGUUAAUGGUGGUGGGAUUGCAACUGCUAUUCAACACCAUGGGAAGGAGAUGUCAUACAAUAACUAUUUAGAUGCUGAUGCAGCUUGGAAUUGUGUGUGCGAGUUUAAUAAACCUACUUGCGUAAUUGUAAAACACACAAAUCCCUGUGGUGUAGCUUCACGUGAUGAUAUCAUUGAAGCCUACAAAUUAUCUGUAAAAGCAGACCCAGUCAGUGCAUUUGGUGGGAUUGUUGCCUUCAACAUUGAAGUUGAUGAGGAUCUUGCAAAGGAAAUACGAGAGUUUAGAAGUCCGACAGAUGGUGAAACGCGGAUGUUCUAUGAGAUUGUGGUUGCACCUAAGUAUUCGAAAAAGGGUCUUGAGAUCCUCCGCGGAAAGUCAAAGACUUUGAGAAUCCUUGAGGCAAGCAAGAAUAAGAAAGGAAAGCUUUCUCUGAGACAAGUUGGUGGUGGUUGGCUAGCUCAGGAUUCAGAUGAUGUAACACCAGAAGAUAUAGAAUUUAAUUUAGUUUCUGAGAAGACUCCGCAAGAGAAUGAGCUUUCUGAUGCGAAAUUUGCAUGGCUAUGUGUGAAGCAUGUCAAGAGCAACGCCAUUGUAAUUGCUAAGGAAAACUGUAUGUUGGGUAUGGGAAGUGGACAACCGAAUCGCUUGGAGAGUUUGAGGAUUGCUUUAAGGAAAGCGGGAGACAAAGUCAAGGGAGCAGCUUUGGCUAGUGAUGCAUUCUUCCCAUUUGCCUGGAAAGAUGCAGUAGAAGAAGCUUGUGAAAGCGGGAUUGGUGUUAUAGCAGAGCCUGGAGGAAGCAUUAGAGAUGGAGAUGCGGUAGAUUGUUGUAAUAAGUAUGGGGUUUCGCUUCUUUUCACUAAUGUGAGGCACUUUAGGCAUUGAAGCUGAAUUACGUUCGAAAGAAGUGCUUUUGGCCAUUUUGGUUCAUCUUGUGCUGCUAUGUUGGCGUCGUGCUUCAAAGAUUGCGGAACUCGUAAGUAGGUCACAAAAAAUCUUGAGUUCAUCAUAGGUUACGUACGUAGUGGGAUCGUAUUUUUGUGUCUGAUAGAGCAACCAAUUUAGUUCAGUCGUGGUUCUCGUACAUGAGAAGAAUUUUUGGAUUGUGGUUACUUUUGGUCUUUUUGUGUCUGAGGGGUUCACUGUUGUAAGAUAAUUUUGAGUUUGUGGUGUCGUCUUUCUUGUAUUUGGUUGAAAAACUGUUUCUGGAAAAUGACUUUCUUAUAACAAUUGUUUGUUUUUCA
Rhododendron vialii is the source of this 2320-nucleotide messenger RNA. RefSeq lists its product as uncharacterized. NCBI's taxonomy places the organism in Eukaryota, Viridiplantae, Streptophyta, Magnoliopsida, Ericales, Ericaceae. Gene Ontology annotation, cellular component: cytosol. Gene Ontology annotation, molecular function: IMP cyclohydrolase activity; phosphoribosylaminoimidazolecarboxamide formyltransferase activity. The transcript is spliced from 12 exons. The record is from RefSeq and is a predicted model, not a curated record. Gene Ontology annotation, biological process: 'de novo' IMP biosynthetic process. The coding region runs from base 129 to 1961 and encodes 610 amino acids.